Osmerus eperlanus (European smelt) is the source of this 1034-nucleotide messenger RNA. RefSeq names its product inhibitor of DNA binding 1, HLH protein (gene id1). Gene Ontology annotation, cellular component: nucleus; cytoplasm. The record is from RefSeq and is a predicted model, not a curated record. Gene Ontology annotation, biological process: cell differentiation; negative regulation of transcription by RNA polymerase II; circadian regulation of gene expression. Bases 149 to 544 code for a protein of 131 amino acids. NCBI's taxonomy places the organism in Eukaryota, Metazoa, Chordata, Actinopteri, Osmeriformes, Osmeridae. The transcript has 2 exons. Gene Ontology annotation, molecular function: protein dimerization activity; transcription regulator activity.
UAGAGUCACGUUGCUGUUGAGGAACUGUCAACAUUCCGCUGCAAGCAACUUAAAAAAAAAAUCAGCGAAGACAACUAAGAGACAACCUUAAGUCUAUAUUUUACGCACAACAAUCUUUUUCGUUGGAAACUACAUCUUCAGCAUCAAAAUGAAAGUGGUCGGAUCUACCUGCGCAUUGAAGAGCAAGGUUGGCGGCGAGGACAUGGUGCGAUGCCUGUCUGACCAGAGCCUAGCCAUCUCUAAGUGCAAGAUCCCGCUGCUGGACGAGCAGAUGACAGUCUUCCUGCAAGAUAUGAAUAGCUGCUACAGCAAACUGAAAGAGCUUGUACCCACAUUGCCCACGAACAAAAAGGCAAGCAAGGUGGAGAUUCUCCAGCACGUCAUAGACUACAUCUGGGAUCUGCAGGUUGAGUUGGACGAGCCUGAGAAGAGUCGCCAGCAUUCGGGGAACAGCAUGCCACGCACGCCGCUGACCACUCUGAAUGCAGAACUUGCCAGCAUUUCUGAGAGUGGAUGUUCGGAUGACAGAAUAAUGUGCCGUUAAACCAAGGGAACAUCUCCCCCAUCAUUCCAUAGCGAGCACCAACUUCAGGUUACCUGAUGGGCCAUUCGACCACGUCAAAACCUUGAACUGAGUAGGGAAGUUGCAGACUCCCAUACUAGAAAAUGCAUUCAAUGGACAUGCUCUGGUGAAGAGGAACUGUCAUUCCAGGCCUUCGAUUUACCAGAGGUGGCUUGGAGACGAGUGUUGUCCAAAAUAGACUGGGUUAGCCGGGGACCAUGGCAGAUAGGCUACCAGUGCAACCAGCUUUGCUUGUUGCUUGUAGAGUUUCUUAAGAAAGUUAACAUUUCUGUCAAGUUUUUGUAUUCUGUAAAACAUGUAGAAAUUUCGAAAUUUUGUUAAAGAAAAAAAUACAUUUCUCAGAUUCCUGAGCGACAAACUGUAUUGUAUAUUACAAUGCCACAUUAUGUGAAAGAUAUUGUUUUCUUACAAUGUACUUUAUUGGUGUUUUUAUUAAAACAAGACAAUUAUU